This is a messenger RNA of Aspergillus pseudotamarii, 3091 nucleotides long. RefSeq names its product mitochondrial intermediate peptidase. Gene Ontology annotation, molecular function: metalloendopeptidase activity. The record is from RefSeq and is a predicted model, not a curated record. Gene Ontology annotation, biological process: peptide metabolic process. The transcript has a single exon. The coding region runs from base 293 to 2695 and encodes 800 amino acids. Gene Ontology annotation, cellular component: mitochondrion. NCBI's taxonomy places the organism in Eukaryota, Fungi, Ascomycota, Eurotiomycetes, Eurotiales, Aspergillaceae.
AGUGAUUUGAAGGUCGUCUGAGGGCUUGUUGAAGUUCACGGGAAAGCGUGACUACGCCAAGACUUUUUUUCGGCGGGCGUUCGGCUGUUCCUCCGUCAUCGUCCGGCCUUUACUUUUGAUUCUCUUGAGACUCUCACCUUGAUUUUCCUCCCAUUUCCCCCUCUUUCUUUCCUCCCCUCUCUUGAAUUAUUUAAGAUCUACUUUACUUUCGGACAAUUCCGCGCUGGUGACUCUUGGAGUUUUGACUAUCAUCUUUACAACAUCCAUGCUGAACUGAGCUUCCUUCGCUCCAAUGGCAGGACACAUGCUGAUGCCGCUCCGGCGUCGGCCAUGGACCUGUCGGGCAUGUCUGCAGCGACUGCAGCAACCUCGUCGAUCCUUGGAAACAGCCGCGUCGCCCUCCUCCCAGUCGGAUGUAUACGAUUACGCCCCCACGAACCAUUCCACCCAGAAAAAGACUGCCGACGAAACCCUUCGACGAGUGUUCGAUUCGCAACCGUUCUGGCGAGAGUUUUCGCAGCGGAGCGCCACCCAAUCCAAGCCCACCGGAUUAGUUCAGAACCAAUACUUGACCAACCCCGAUGGAUUUCGCGCCUUUGCCAAUGUCUCCCUACAGAGAUGUCAAGCAAUCGUCUCCAAAGUCCUUUCCGCAUCCACGCUGGAAGAAUAUCGGGACAUGGCUCGGGAUCUUGACCGGCUGAGUGAUCUUCUCUGCCGAGUGAUCGACCUGUCAGAUUUUAUCAGAGUUAUUCACCCUGACCCGCGCGUGCAGGAGGCAGCUACGCAGGCGUAUGCGCUAAUGUUCGAGUACAUGAAUGUUCUGAAUACGACCACAGGGCUCAACGAUCAGCUAAAGAAGGCGGCCAGCAAUCCGGAUGUGACUUCGCACUGGUCGGAGGAGGAGAAGAUUGUGGCGCAGAUUCUGAUUAAGGAUUUCUCCAAUUCCGCUAUUCACAUGCCACCAAACGAGAGACAGCGAUUCGUGAACCUAUCGAACGACAUCAGUCAGCUCGGGUCAAACUUUGUUAAUAGCGCCGAGCCCGCCAAAUCGCAAGUGGUGGUAGGCGCCAAUAGUCUGCGGGGCCUGGACCCGAUUCUUGUCCAGCAGAUCAGACGAUGGAAUCGUACCGCGUCGGUUCCGACAACGGGUAUGAUCCCACGGCUAGCGUUGCGGUCAGUUCACGACGAGGGUGUUCGCAGAGAUGUUUAUUUGGCGACCCGAACAUCCAGCUCGCGCCAGCUCCAUCGAUUGGAGGAACUGCUCAGCAAACGGGCGGAGCUCGCCCAGCUGUCGGGCCACUCCAGCUUCGGCCAUAUGACGCUCAGCGAUAAAAUGGCCAAAAGCCCCGAGGCGGUUUCCAACUUUCUGACGGCGUUGGUGGGCAGCAACCGCGAAUAUGUCCAGGAAGAACUGUCCAAGUUACAGGCGAUGAAGGGAGCGUCCCCAUUGCAGCCGUGGGACCACGCCUACUAUGUUCAUCAACGCGUCCUGCAAUAUUCGCAGUCCCGGCGGUCGCGUGAGCUGAGUGCUGUGCCCGAGUUCUUCUCGUUGGGUACGGUGAUGCAAGGGUUGUCGCGGCUUUAUGACCGCCUUUAUGGUGUCCGGCUCGUGCCGCAGGAGACAGCUGCAGGUGAGACGUGGAACCCAGACGUGCGUCGAUUGGACGUCGUCGACGAAGCCGACAGACAUAUUGCAGUGAUCUACUGUGACCUGUUCUCUCGACCUAACAAACAUCCCAACCCUGCUCAUUUCACCUUGCGAUGCGCUCGGGAGAUCUCCUCGGAAGAAGUGGCGGAGUGUGCCACCAUGGAUCACUCGGCACACCCCAACGAUGGGAUGGCCACGGCGGUUGAUCCGCAAUCGAAGACCCUCCGACAGCUGCCGACGAUCGCAUUGGUGUGUGACUUCGCGGAGCCGCCAGCGACCGGCGCGGGGCGCCCGUCGUUGCUCAGCGAACACAGUGUCCGGACGCUGUUCCACGAGAUGGGUCAUGCGCUGCAUUCCAUUUUGGGACAGACUCGGUUGCAGUCGAUUUCCGGGACACGGUGCGCGACCGAUUUCGCCGAAUUACCGUCGGUUCUCAUGGAGCGGUUUGCUACCGAGCCCGCGGUGCUCUCCAUGUACGCCCGCCAUUGGCAGACCGACCAACCACUGUCCGAGAGUAUGAUGUUGAGCAUGGAGAAGGAUCGCCUGGCCCACGGUUCGAUCUACGGUGCGGUGGAGAACGAGGCCCAGAUCCUCAUGGCGCUGGUGGACCAGGCAUACCACUCGAUCCCGGCCGACAAGGCCGGCCAGAUUGACAGCACGGCGAUCUACCACCAGGUCUCGUCGGCCCACUCGACCCUACCCGAUCCGACGGACAGCCGGCCGCCCACCUCGUGGCAAGGGUUCUUCGGUCAUCUCUAUGGCUACGGCGCGACCUACUACAGUUAUAUCUUCGACCGGGCGAUCGCCAACAAGAUCUGGGAGGACGUCUUCCAGGCGGGCAAAGCGGCGGUGGAUCGCGAGGCCGGCGAGCGAUACAAGAACGAAGUGCUCCGCUGGGGUGGUGGACGUAACGGAUGGGAUUGCGUGGCAGGUGUGUUGGGAAGCACCAACGCGGCCAACGCCAAUGGACGACUGGCAGAAGGCGGCGACGAAGCCAUGCGGGAAGUCGGACGAUGGGGGUUGGGCCGGGAUGGAGUCUCGGGCUAAACUCAUGCAGGAAUAUGCAAUAUAACAUCCUGUAAAUACUAAAAGACUACUAGACUAACCUAACCUAACUCACUAUUCCUCGAACAACAAUAAUAAUACCCAUGUCUCACUUUCGUCCUACCUUCUCCAGUAAUUCCCAAGUCUCAAAAACUGACUUAUCUUACGUCUGCUGACCGCGUCAGGAAAAGAAAGAAAGACAAAAAGACAUUAACGGGCGCCAGUGUUUACGACCAACAGCCUCGGCAUGCAUCCCUUGGCUACCACAAUUUACAACAUCUUAGCUGCAUGUGUUUUCUCGUUAUCAUGAAUCCAAAUAAAAAUCACUAGUCAUAGUUUCCCACCUCAUUCUGAAAAAAAAAGACCCGGUCCUUGAACGGUGAAGCAACGGUUUUUUUU